This is a messenger RNA of Musca vetustissima, 2051 nucleotides long. It is a transcript of the gene dgt6, whose product is annotated as augmin complex subunit dgt6. NCBI's taxonomy places the organism in Eukaryota, Metazoa, Arthropoda, Insecta, Diptera, Muscidae. The transcript has 3 exons. Gene Ontology annotation, cellular component: HAUS complex; mitotic spindle microtubule. Gene Ontology annotation, molecular function: microtubule binding. The coding region runs from base 18 to 2051 and encodes 677 amino acids. Gene Ontology annotation, biological process: spindle assembly. The record is from RefSeq and is a predicted model, not a curated record.
UAUUAUUAUUUCAAAAAAUGGAUCGUACAAUUAUUGCUCCUUACCGGGCGGAAGAAAAAGAACUUUCAUUGAUAUUAUACAAUAAACUGCAAGGAUUGACUCUGCUGCACCCACCUACCGAUGAUUUAAAAAAAUGUCUGUCCGACGAAAUGUUCGUAAAGCCCAACCAGCAGGCUUUCUUUCAUGUCAUGCACUAUUUGUUCCGCAUUCUUGAUCCCAACGAAUUUAGGAAGCGCUUCUACUGGCCCAUUACCGACAAGAGAUCCGAGUCUAAUUUUCGUACCAGUACCGUUGAAUAUCUAAAGUAUUUGAACGAAAAACAUCAAUUAAAUUGGACCCAUAUUAAAUCAUAUCUUGUGGUAAUGCCUGGCGGCAUGAAGUUCAUAUGUUUCCUGUUGGACUUCCUGCACUUCAUAAUGCAGGAGUUGAUCAAGCAAAAAGAGAAACAGUUAAAUGUAGAUUCCACGCAAUUUCGCGACUUGGUAACCGAAGAGAAUUUACAGAAAAUGUGUAAGCAAGAUGCCGUGCUGAAAGAGAUGGCGUCGGGAUUUCUAACCAGUAUUGAUGUGAUCAACAAACGUUAUAUGGAAAAGGUGGAAUUGUUGACGCAACAUUUAGAUGAGCUGGCUGGAGAGACGGGAUUAGCUGUGGAUCUUCUAAUCGAUGAUAAAUUCCUUAUUGAUUUCGAAGAUAACAAUGCGCUAUUGUUUGAGGAAUGUUUUCGUGCCAGAACACAAAAUAUAGUGGCAAUGGAACAGCAUGUUCAUGGUUUAAAGGAGAGCAUCGAUAGAUUCUAUUCAAAGGAAAGUGGAUUCAAAUACGAACCUCAAAAAGUGCGUCAGCAGUUGAGGAAUAUACGUGACAAUUUCUCAAUGGAGAAUUUAAGUGAUGUUUCUAUACUUUGUGAUGAUAGUGUCAACAUAAACACGUUGAUAAAAGCUUUCAAUAGCAUUCAUGAAACCAUACAAAACGAAUUAUUCGCUGCGGACAAACGUCCUCGGGCUGGAAUUGUUAAAUCCAGACUUUCGGAGGUGGAAAAGGAUUUGAGACAAAUCGAAAAUCAAAUCACUGAUUUUCUAAUGAUAAUUAAGUCGCGUAGAAAGAAACGUCACGAUGAUAUACCACGUACACCUGUACGACAUGGUAUUGUCCAUGGGAAUAGCGCGAGUGGCGGAAGUCAUUUUGGCAGUGCUAAACGUAAUUUGGAAAAUACCUUAUUAUUGAAAUAUGUAUCGACGCCACCAAUAAAAUUCGAAAUGUCUGAAGGACAGCACGGCCCAUCUCGCCUCUCCCUUAUUGAUUCUAAAGCGGCAGCGAAUGCCAAUGCUAGUACAUUCAAUACUCCAGCAAGAACUAUACGUCAACCCAGGCUCAAUUGCAGUCUUGCCGAUCAGUCUGUUGUGGAUUUAAACUCAUCAAUGAAUCGAUCAAAACUAAUAGAUCCCAUGCAAUUAUUAAGAUCCAUAAACAAGGAUAGCUCUAAAACUGUGACGACACCCAAAUCAAAUCUUUCUGGAUUGGGCAGCCGGUGGAAGGAACGACAAUCAUUACUUGGCGAUAGAGAUGAUGAAAUUCCCACAAUCAUUGUGACAGAUUCUCCUCGUAGCCACAAAACUCCACGUAGCUCCAGUAAGGCAGAUCCAACUACUAUAGCACGCCGCCAAUCAUUAUUUUCCGAUAAGGAUGUGGCGGAUAUUUCAACCACUUCUACAGUAACAAAGAAAUCCUCAUCGUCAUUUGCCACCAGCAGUGGUUCGCCCACUAUAGUACAAUCACCAUUCACGCCCUUCAAUUCAAACGAGCGUACACGUAUCGCUCGUACAUGGGAUAACAAUUCGUUUGGCAACAAUUCAUCGUCUUCGUCAUGGUCUGGUAUGAAGAAAAUUUGCGCUUUGAAGAAGGUGCAGGACGCCUCAAUGAAUUUUGCAAAUCUUAGCACUAGUCCGUCGGGACGUUUGGAGCCAUUGGUUACUGCCCAGGAUUUUAAUAUUCCGAAAUUAAAACUAAAUGAUAACUCGCUAAUUGAUCACAAUGUGAGUUUUGAAAUAUAA